Molecule: messenger RNA, 414 nt
Organism: Ilex paraguariensis (yerba mate)
Lineage: Eukaryota; Viridiplantae; Streptophyta; Magnoliopsida; Aquifoliales; Aquifoliaceae
Source: the annotation of a GenBank genome assembly
AUGACUCUAGAGACCAUUCUGCUAAUCAAUAUUGGGGAACGUACUAUUCUGUUCCAGCAUUGUGACAUUAUUCGGGGAGCUGCUGAAGCAGGAGGCUUGCUUGUGGAUGCAAUGAUUAACAUCCAAGAUGGUUCUAAAGAAAAAUCAAUUCCAGUUCCUUUGAUGGUUGUUGAGAACGGGUGUGGGAGUCCAUGCAUAGAUUUGAGACAGGUCAGCUUGGAGCUUGCUGCUGCUGCCAAAGAUGCUGAUUUGAUUAUUUUAGAAGGGAUGGGUCGAGCUUUGCAUACUAACUUUAAUGCGCGCUUUAAAUGUGAUGCUCUGAAGCUUGCAAUGGUGAAGAAUCAGCGAUUGGCAGGGAAGUUGAUUAAAGGAAAUAUAUAUGACUGUGUCUGCAGAUAUGAACCAGCGUCCUGA